This is a messenger RNA of Lepisosteus oculatus (spotted gar), 4719 nucleotides long. Its product is annotated as transmembrane serine protease 6. Gene Ontology annotation, biological process: proteolysis. Gene Ontology annotation, molecular function: serine-type endopeptidase activity; protein binding. Lineage: Eukaryota; Metazoa; Chordata; Actinopteri; Semionotiformes; Lepisosteidae. The record is from RefSeq and is a predicted model, not a curated record.
UGGGUUAAGAUAAUGCUACCAGGUUGUUUAAACUGACAUGGUGUAGAAUAUUGAUCCGCAGAGACCUUUGCCUUUCCAAAUAGAUUUUGUUCUGAGCCAGGAGUCUGGUCAGAACUUUGCCUUUUUUCCCCCCCUGUGCUGUUAAACGGCGCCGUUUACCUUGAUGAAAACAAUCUCAGACAAGAUGUGAAGACAAACACCUAUGUUUCCAAAUCAAGUGUAAUCGAGUGGAGCACACAAAUCAAAGCGAGUAGCGUUAUGGCUUUGGAAAACGGAUUAAAACAUUUGAGUGCUUCUGAUGUAGGCCUACAGAGGGAGGACGUUUCAACGAAGGACGACGAGAAGCAGGCACAGCCUCCCGGAACGGCCCCUCCGUGUCUGAAGAAGAAGGGGCCCUCCAAGCUGUUAAUCGCGGCUCUGCUCGUUGUCGCCGCCCUGCUGGUAACUGGGGCCGGACUUCUAGUGUGGUACUUCUUUGAUUACAGGGUGAGACUGCAGGAGCCCCGCGCGUCGCACCACUACACGGCCGCGAUCGCCAUCCUCAAUCGCAACUUCUCUUCGGAGCUGGCCCGCCACUCCUCCGCCAUCUUUAGAGCCGAAGCCGGCGGGGUCCAGGACAUGGUGGAGAAGCUGGUGAAAUCCUCUGAUCUUUCCUGGUACUACAAUUCAACCACUGUCUUCGCCUUUGGGGAAGGGAGUGUGGUGGCGCACUUCUGGCUGACUCUGUCCGUGCCGGUGAGCCAGAGUGAGAAGGUGACAGUCAGCCGGGUCAACAACAGUCUGUAUGAGGCCCUAAGAGCCAGCGGGACAGAGACUGUUGCCAGACAAGGGGACUACCUUCUCCGCCUCUCCUCACUGGAUAUAACUGAAAGUGAAUCCAAAGUUAUAGAUGUCUUCAAAGCUACUUUUGGCUGCUAUAGGUAUGACUCAGUGGGUACUGAAGACUUCCAAGCCCUCAGAAGCCCAGACUCCCAGCAUCCUUCCUGCCUGUGGCACAUCCACGUCCCCCCCGGCCACCAGGUGGAGCUGCGCCUGGAGUGGGCUCUCCCUGAGUGUCGGGACCGCCUGGCCGUGUACGACUCCAUCGCCCCCUCCGACUCCCAGCUCAUCACCUCUUUGUACGGCUGCAGCAGACAGGAACCUGUGGUGCUGGUGAUGUCAUCAGGCGGGGUGAUGUCAGUGGUCUGGAAGCAGGGCCUGUACAGUUACUACGACCCCUUCUUCCUUUUUGUCCGGGCCCGGCCCAAUCAGGUGUGUUCAGGCAAUAUCACCCUGGAAUCAGUGUUGGGGGUUCAGGGUAAUAUUCGCACCCCCUUCUACCCCAGCUACUACCCCCCUAAUACGUUCUGUACCUGGCACUUCAGAGUGCCCUCUGUGCAGUAUGGGUUGACGCUACACUUCGAGGGGUACGAGCUGAGCAGGGCGAACUACAAUCAGCCAUGCACACAGGGGCAGUGGGUGAUUCAGAACCGCAGGUUGUGUGGCACUCGGGUCCUGCGACCCUACGCCGAGAGGCUCUUCUUGCUGUCGCCCUCCACCACCGUCGCCAUGACAUCACAGGUCUCCCUCACUGGCCCGGGAGUUCAGGUCCUCUACAGCCUCUUCAACCAAUCGGAUCCUUGUCCUGGACAGUUCCUGUGCACUUUGAAUGGCCUCUGUGUCCCAGCCUGCGAUGGCAUCAAGGAUUGUCCCGAUGAACUGGAUGAGAGGAACUGUGUAUGCACUGCAAAAUACCAGUGCCCAGAGGACAGCCAGUGUCUGGAUCACUAUAAGGUCUGCGAUGAGCAUCUGGACUGUCUGAAUGGCAUGGAUGAGGAAAACUGCACUCAGGCUGUAGACUGCACUCGGACAACCUAUGUGUGCUCAGAUGGCACUUGCAUCAAGAAACCCAAUCCGCAGUGCGAUUUCAUCACCGACUGCCCAGACCUGUCGGAUGAGAAGAAUUGUGAGUGUGGCCUCCAGCAGUUCACGAGUCGGGUGGUGGGCGGGACCAACUCCACAGAAGGGGAGUGGCCAUGGCAGGCCAGCCUCCAGGUCAAAGGUCGCCAUCUCUGCGGGGGAGCACUGAUCUCCAGCCAGUGGGUGGUCUCUGCUGCACAUUGCUUCCAAGAUGAUAGUCUAGCUUUCCCCUCCCAGUGGACCGUCUACCUGGGGAAGCUGCGCCUGGACCAGAGCAGCAAGAGCGAGAUGUCUUUCCGGGUGCAGGAGAUCCAUACGCACCACUACUACGACGACGAGACCCACGACUACGACCUGGCUCUCCUCCGACUGGACAAACCCAUCUUCCUGACCACGGUGGCGCAGCCGGCCUGCCUGCCGGCCCCCACCCACCUCCUGGAGCCCGGCAUCCUGUGCUGGGUGACGGGCUGGGGGGCCAAGAAAGAAGGAGGUCCCGUCAGCAGCAUCCUUCAGAAAGUUGACGUGCGCUUGAUCAGCCAGGACAUCUGUAAUCGGUCGUACCGCUACCAGAUCUCUCCCAGGAUGCUAUGCGCCGGGUACCCAGAUGGGAAGAAGGACGCAUGCCAGGGGGACUCCGGAGGUCCGCUUGUGUGCAAGGAGCCCUCCGGGCGCUGGUUCCUGGCCGGGGUGGUCAGCUGGGGCGUUGGAUGCGGGCGGCCCAACUACUAUGGCGUUUACACCCGUAUAACCAAGAUGACUGACUGGAUCAAGGAGGUGACUUCCUGAGGAUGGGCUUCAAAACUAAACAUUAGAACGGAGAUCGGGUCACCUGGUCCAAGUUGUCUGCUGUACUUAGGAAUGCUUUCGUAACCCCCCCCCCCCCCCCCCCCACCACGAAACACUUUUGCAAGGAUUUUAAGUUCCGGCUGAAUUUUUGGGUUGGGAUUCAAGAGGUAUCUUGCAGAACCCCUUGAGGAAUGACCGUGCAGGACACCUUUCAACUCUUUCUCAAAAAGGUGAUGGAACCUCCUAGACCAGCGGGAGUUUUGGCUUCGACAUCCUGAAAGGUUUUUCCAAGUGGACACUGGGAUGUUGUUUUGCAGGAGUUGCGCGGUGUUAACGGAUCAUUUUGCCGCCUUGGGCAUCUCUUCUCUCUGUAGUUUGUGGACCCUUUCCAGCAAAAUAUUUGGAAUUUAGGUCUGUAGCCUGGGAUUUGGCCUGGACUGAUCCCUGGUUAAUAAACAUAGGGACCCACAUGUUGAGCAGUCAGGAGUUAAAGUUCUGAUGGCCAGUUAAGAACAGAAAAUGCGUAAGUAAUGGUCGCCACUGCAUGUGGUUUAGUAUCCCUAGAUAAGUCUGAGAAUUUCAAGUGCUAGGGUUCAUCUUGCAGGGCCUAUCCUCCAUGUCAUCAUGUAGAAUAAGACCUUAUAGACUGGAGAACACAGGGCAAGGCCAUGUAAUCUGGUCUUCCUUUAGUGGAGAACAGUAAAUUAUAUACUAUUUAUUGGAUUGGACAUUGCAGGACCUAUAGAUCAUCCUGAAGACAUCUUAGAUGGAUGCAAUCUACUCCUGAACAGGCUAGGGCUCAUUUGUGGGUUGGGUGUUGAGUGUGACCACUUGCUUGUGAUUGGCCUCAUGGACCCAGAUUAGUGGGAGACCAUGCUGGGUGUCUCUACUGCUCCUGGUAUUUUUGCUCCACUGUUUUAAAUUAGUGCUUUUAUAAAACAAAUCCAGCUUGAACGCACAUGUGCAGGGCUGGCAUCUACCCCCUAUCUUCACGCUGAGGCUACAAAUGGAGACUGGGAUCAAGAGCUAGUCUGUGAUUUAUGACCGGAAGAUAAGACCAAGUGUGAUGUGGAAUUUAAAAAUGCAGGGAAUUUCUGCCAUGUGCUGCAGAUCGCUGUUGGUGGAGAUCUGUUGGAUAUGUUUGGGGUUUAAUAUAACGAGAUGGCGUUGAGUAGCAAAAUUAAAAAAUUUCCAAUGAAGGACCCCUUUCAACUCUUGCCACUCUUUGGAGUCCAGGCCCCUGAUCCAUCUGUGAAAUGAUGGGCAAACUUUUAAUGCUCAUAAAAGUACUAAUUUUACUAAAGUAACUAGGUGGUUAAGUUCUAUUUUGUUCUGCAUCACCUUUUUGGAAUGGAUGCUGUUUUGAAUGGGGUCCUGUGGCCUUUAUAAUCAAUUCGGGUUUCCUUUAAUCCAGUUUCAAACUGAAUCCACUUUACUGAAUUGGUUUUUUUGUCUACUCCAUUUAGGAGGAAUGUCUCCUGUGAUGGACAAUUUCCUCACACGAUCUCAUUGUUGUAGAAAAUAUUUAAGACAUUGGGAUAUCCAAGACCUGACAGAUCUCUCUGCACUUGUUAAUCAUGUGACAACCUAAUAUUAUGAAAAUUAGUUUUUACAUAUCUGAUGUCUGUUUUUGUUUUAUACGUUUAUCAAGGAUGGGGAAUAAUGCGCAUUCAGGGAGUAAUGAUUCAGCUGCACAUUGACUCUAGGUCAAUGUGGGGAGAGAAAAACAUUUAUACAUGGUGAAACUCAAAAGAAACAUUCUUCAUUAAUGCAAAGGGAGACCAUUUUAGAGUGUGCAGCCUGCAUGUGGCUAAGAUGACAUUUUUCUGUCUCGGUGGCACACCAUUUACACUUACAGCUCAUCCUGCGGUCUUAUGGUGAUGAGCUGUAGCCUGAAACCUCCAGGUGGACAUUGGCCAAUGUAAUUAUUGAAAAUCUUCCCUUUCUCUUCUUUGAAGCCCUUGUUGGAGUUCUUGUACUGUAUGUGCAAAAUAAAAUGGGCAACCAGUUAAGCUCUUAAGAUAAGCAAAGCCA